GACUAUGAAAAGUUAAUUAGACUACGUAAAGAAGCCCUUGCUGAACCUGUGAAAUUUGUGGAAAAACUGCAGAACAAUGUAUGUUCUUUAUUAAUUAAAAAUGAAGCCUUUAUUAUAUAUUUGUGCUUGUAUGUGUUUGUGAUAUUGCAGUUGCCGCCACCUGACUCAUUCAUUUAUGGAACUGUUGCAUCCCUAUGGAACCUAUCAAUCCGAAGCAUUGCAACUACAUGUAAAAUACAAGGAGAACUUCGACGUUUCGAGCGAACAGGAGGCCCUUCGUCAGGAAGUUAGUAACCAAACAAGGCACUUCGCACAAAACGUCGAAGUUCUCCUUGUAUAUUUCAGGUAGUUGCAUCCCUAUCAAUCCAAAACUUUCUUAUUAUUGCCACUAGUUACCUACACUGGCAGAGAUUGAUCAACAGUAUGUAAACAUGUCAGUGUCUGACAAUAAAAAAUUGUGCAUGAAACCAGAGGCGUAGCCAGGGCUGGGGCCAGGGGGUCUGACCCCUCCUGGCAAAAUUUUUGCUCCCCCCCCCUGAUAAAAUGUAUUGUAGAAAAAAGGGAAUCCUUGAUUAUAUAGCUUCAUGCUGUAAAUAAUGCAAAAUUCUGUAGAAUACAUGCUUUGCUGUGUAUCAGUGUGAAACCUGAAAUCUUGCUCACUUAUUUGCAGCACACAGCUUGAAACACAUACCUUUUCUAACCCUAAUGAUUUCAAUAUGUAUUAAAUGAGGGUUAGAGGAACUUUAAACCAAUUUGUUUUUACCAGUGAAUUUUUAACGCCGGCUCGGUGAAAAAUCACAUGUGCAGUGUCACCGUGGCCGGGGGGUCAUGUCCCCUCCCCCCCAAUUGUUGAGACGCGUCGGAAAAUUGUCAAUGUUGUCAGAAUCUUUGUGGUGAAGCAUGGGGAAAAGUGAUCUGGAAAUCUGGAAAAGUGCUACAAAAGGAAUUGUAAUGUUAUUGUCUGGAAUUUUUACCAAAAAAGUUGUCGACAGGGAGAUUUAAAAGGUUUUUCCUUGACCCCACCUGGGUUUUUGCCGGGGCCCCCUGUUUUUUUUUGCUGGGCCCCCCUGACCAAAAAUCCUGGCUGUGCCUCUGCAUGAAACAAAUCUCAAAAAUUUUCCUUCGAACCAUGUAGGAGCCACUCGAUAUUCCUUCACGUCAGAAUGUUUUGAAAGUUCCUCAGAUCAAUUGGGAAGCUUAUUCAGGGGCUAUGGACGAUUUCUCUCAGUUAGGCUUGCUGCAUCAACACAAUACACGGCACUCUACAGGACCCGCG
Paramuricea clavata is the source of this 1276-nucleotide messenger RNA. NCBI's taxonomy places the organism in Eukaryota, Metazoa, Cnidaria, Anthozoa, Malacalcyonacea, Plexauridae. The record is from the annotation of a GenBank genome assembly.